Messenger RNA from Arctia plantaginis, 5559 nucleotides. The record is from the annotation of a GenBank genome assembly. Lineage: Eukaryota; Metazoa; Arthropoda; Insecta; Lepidoptera; Erebidae.
AUGGCAAGAUCAUUUCAAAAAAGAAGAAUAGGUAUGAUCGUAUUAUUUAUUUUAUGUGGAACAGCUGAUGUUAAAUGCAGUUUACCUAUCGACUUGGCUUCUGAAGAAAAAGUGCUACCGCCAACAUCAUUACCUCUAACUUCAGCUUCAUCGAUCCUCACAACUGUGAAUAUGUCAACAUCUACCUACGUCACAGCCAUACCUCCUAUACCUCCGAGUGACAGAGACAGGUUCCUUACAUUCGCGGAGUCGGGACACCAUCAGACAUUCAUGUUUGCCAAGGACAAUACCUUUAUACAAUUAGAUGGUGAUAUUAUACAAAGGUUUCAGUUAAGAUUAUGCAGAGAAAUAUCAUUUAAGUUUCGGACAAGGCUCCCGCAUGGCCUACUUGUGUACCAUAAUGUUAAAAAUCCAGUUUUUAAAAUGCAACCUUAUGCAUUAUACGUAAUUGUUGAAAAAGGUGAACUAAAAGUUGUUCAUGUAUUUGGUAAACACUUAACAUCAGUGACUGUAGGGAGAGCGUUGAAUAGAGAUCAGUGGCACAGUGUAGUGGUCACUAUUGAUGUCCACGGAGCGAGACUUAUUGCUAAAGUGGACCAUCUCAAGGAAGAAGUGUAUUUGAAGGGUUUAAGUUUCGACACUAAUUACGGAAUCACUGAUAAUUUGACAUCUGUCAUUCUUAUCGGAGGUCUUAGUUCCGAAGAGAAACUCCACGGUGUGAAAUACAUAAUAGAAUCAUUCGUUGGCUGCAUCAGCGACAUGGUCCUUAGCUCUGGCAAAGCAGCAUCCGAUCUACUACCGAUAGUACCUCUCAUAGCAACUAAACAUGAAAACGUUAAAGAAGGUUGCAUUGACAAAUGCUGGACUAUUGAAAACUUGUGCUUCAAAGGUUCCAGAUGUAUCAAUGAAUAUUACGGGUAUAGAUGCGACUGCUUUGGUACUUUGUAUGAAGAACAACUUUGUGAUGUUUUCACGGCGACAGUGCUGACUCUGAGGGGAUCGAGUUACGUGUCGUAUCGCGUGUACGACUGGAAGGACCGAGUCCACUCCACCAAUACUCGCGUCAGCAUGCAUUUCAAGACUCGCUUCGACGACUCAGCGCUAUUCUACGCAAGCGGUCAGAUUGAUGAUAAACAUCACUAUAUCGCUCUAUCGAUACAUGAUAAAAAAGUUGCCAUACAAAUAGAUCUAGGCGACGGCCCUGUAGAGGAUUACUUAGGACAAAAAGUCAAUAACAAUAUGUGGCACAAUCUCACUGUCUUGCUACAAGACCAAACAAUCCAAGUUUACUUAGACAACAUAACAGAAACAUACGAAAUACCAGGUAAUGCCAGAUACGUAUGUAUUGAUCCUGAAAUCUACAUAUGCGGUGGUCCAGAUCUGCACAAAAUGAAAGGGCUAAAAUCUUUUAACAACUUCGCUGGAAAUGUUAAAUACGUUUAUUACAAUGAUGUGUCAAUAUUGUACGAAUUGAAGCAAAAUAACCCUAAAGUCCAUUACAUAGGAGUGUUGGACCCAGAAUUUGAUGAGAUAGAUAUUGAAGUUAUACCGAUUACGUAUCCUUUUGCCACGUCCCAUAUCUGGUGGCCGUUGAAUCAAAGCCACAGUGUAAAUUUGAGAUUUGACUUUAAAACUAGCAAAAACAUGGCUGUAUUGGCUUACAGUCAGACAUCUUCGCAAGGAUAUUGGGAGGUGAGAAUGGUAAAGGAAGAGAUUAGGUUUGAAUUAGUGUCCGAUGUUGGUAAAAACGUGUCGGUAUUGAAAUCCGUGAAGUUCAACGUAAGCAAUGACUGGCACAAUGUGGAGUUGGAUUACAGAAAAGGACGGAUCAGAUUGACGGUAGACCAUUAUAAUAAACAAGUGCAAAUGUUUGGUUUGGAUUUCGAACUUCUAGACAAGAUCGUAAUAGGCAGCGGUCUCAAAUCAGCUAACUUAGGUCUAAUUGGCUGCAUGAGGAACAUAAAAAUAAACGGUUUGCUGAUAGAGCCCCGGUUCGUUAUAAUGACCGAGAGAGUGGUCGGUGAAGUGGCUAUAGACGAUUGCCGAUAUGUAGAUCCUUGUACGCGGCCCAACACCUGCGAGCACGGAGGAAUAUGUUCUGUUAGGGAGGACCGGGUUAUCUGCAACUGUGAGAAUACUGGCUAUAUUGGCGAAAACUGUCACUUUGCCACUUUUCGAAAGACUUGCGAAGAACUAGCUCUACUUGGAUACACUCGGAAUGACGUAUAUCUAAUAGACAUUGACGGUAAUGGAAAAUUUCCACCAGCACAUGUCAAGUGUGAGUUCCAAAUAGAAGCGGACUCUUCUACUACUGUUGUGGAACAUAACUUACCUAGCCAAGUCGAUGUCCGGUCAGCGAUAGGUCAAGACUUUAGUUUUAAUAUCAAGUACAGAGAAUUCACAGCCGAAAUGUUACAAGAACUGAUUUCCCACUCGUUGUACUGCCGUCAGUAUAUUAAAUAUGAUUGCAUGAAAGCGCCCUUAGAGUUACACAGCGCCACUUGGUUUAUAUCGUCGUCUAACAAUACCGUGGACUUUUUGGGAAGUGUUAAAAGAGGCUACUGUCCUUGCGGAGUAAACGCGACGUGCGUAAAUGCCUCCAAGUCAUGCAAUUGUGACUCUAAUGAUGAUAAAUGGCACUCGGACGAGGGGACCUUCGUGAAGCCAACCAGUCUGGGUAUAACCGAUAUGUACUUUCUGCAGCAGAAAGAUUUACCUGAAGAUGCUCAAGGUAGAAUUACUUUGGGGCCUUUAGAAUGCGUCGAAACAAAUACCCAACGCUAUGUGGUAACAUUCACAACAUCACAGUCGUACAUAGAGGUGCCAGGUUGGAGGAAGGGAGACAUCGCGUUCAGUUUUAGAACAACCGGUACAAGCGCCAUCUUGCUGUUCCAACCUCCCAUCAGGCCUAAUUAUCCUUCAUUCAUGGUCGCUUUAACCAGUGAACACGAAUUGACCUUCAACUUUACACUCAACACGGGAACUACGAGGAAGCUAGUCAUCAAUUCCAAACGCAAACUGAACGGCGGUGAAUGGCACAAAAUAUGGAUCGACUACAACUUCUAUCACGUUAGGUUUAUGCUCAACACUGAAUAUCAAAUGCUCAAUUUAUUAUUGGAAGAAGAGUUUGGUCCGUUUGAAGGUUCUAUGUUCAUUGGUGGUGCUACCGCGGAACAUCUAAAAAAAUCAGCAGUAAAUCAAGGUUUAAUCGGCUGCUUUAGAGGUUUGGUAGUAAAUGGUGAAAUUUUAGACAUCUACAGUUACAUGUCGGUACAUUUAUCCGAGAUCAUAAAAGAUUGUAAGCCUUCCUGCGUACCAAACCCAUGCCAGAACAAGGCCAUCUGCAAGGAACUGUGGUCGAGCUACGAGUGUAUUUGUAAGAAUCCCUGGGCUCAUCUGGGGACACAUUGUGAGGAAAAUAUAAACGAAAAGGCUUUAACAUUUCAAACAAAAGAAUCGUAUCUCAAGAAAAACUACUUAGUUGAUAACGCAACGGAUAUAGAAAAGAAUCGUUUGAAAAAAAUGAUGACAGAAAAAGUACUCAUGAAUUUACGAACAUAUGACGACAAUGCACUAGUACUAUACGCGAACGAUAAUCUCAACAAUUUCAUACACUUAUUCAUUCAUAAUGGUACUGAAAUUAUUUAUCUCUUCAACGAUGAAGAUGAAAUUAUUCAAAUGAAUGUAACGUACCAAAAGAUCAAUAAAGGUGAAAGCGUGCAGAUUGCUAUCAUAAGAACCGAUAAUACCACAACGUUACAUGUAAAUGAAAAAAAUACAACGAUUGAAAGAACGGCAAAGCUCUUAACUGAUUACACCAAUAAGCCUUGGAUAAAUCCUGAAUUAGAGGUAAUUCGUCCACAACGCCCUCCAGCUCCUCCGACUGAUUACUUCCAAAUGAACUUAGGAGGCUACGACGCAUACUCUCUACAUUUAGCACCAAGAGCCAGUUUACUCCCGCAGGGAGGUUACGUUGGCUGUGUAAGAGGGUUCAAGAUAGCUGACCACGUAGUUGAUUUAUCUAGGAAAGCACUGGAGGCUACUGAUCAAGAUCUAACUGGUGUACUAGCAAAAUGCAACAUGAAAUGUGAUUCAGAACCUUGCAAGAAUGGUGGAGUUUGUACUGAGGACUUCACGAACCAGGAGUCGAGCUGCGACUGCGAACUAACCAGCUACUUUGGUGAGAACUGCGUCGAAGAAAAGGCAGCCGAUUUUAAUGGAGAAAGCAUUUUGCAGAGGAAAUUUAUCUUACCUGGUCCUGUGUUGAAGGUCAAAAUAAAAUUGGCAUUCUCCAGCAACGACCUGCGACAAAAGAACACAGUCUUGUUACUAGUUCAAACAGAAAAUAAACGUAGUUAUUAUUUACUAGUUGCUAUAACACAAGAUGGCUACUUAAAAUUCGAGGAGAACCGGGAGGAGGAAGCCUAUGGAGCUGAAGUUCAAAGUAGAAACUUUUUGAAUGGAGCCCGCCACACAAUCUACUACACUCGUACAAACCAAGAGGCAAAACUUCUGAUAGACAGAAUAGAAGUACCCCUUCAGAUAGUUCCUCCACAAGUCGUGUGGGACGUGUUCGAUGUUGGCUCCAACGAGGUACAGGUCGGGGGACUUAAUACUACUGAUCCAAGGUUAAAAAUUUACAAGGGAUAUAAUGGAUGUCUUUCAAACAUUCUUGUAGAAAUAAAUGAAUAUGAAAUGAAACCGUUAGAAGAAUACAUGUUGUUCACUCGGCUCAAUUCAGCCGAAGUGAACGCUGUUAACGCGCACGGUGUGCGUUCUGCUCAAUGUUCCACCGACUUCGACGAAGCUUGGCCUGAACAUACGCAACUGGCUACGAGGAAUGGUAGUUUUCCUGUUAGCGUAGACAAAACGUGGGUAGAAGAUCCGCCCUCACGCAACCCUUACGAAUCAUUUUACACGCCACCCGACACUGAAGAAGAAAACACAGACAAAAUUUUUAUAUCACUAAUAGUUAUUUUUAUAGUAGGGUUGUGCUACACUGGAUAUCAUAUGUGGCGAACACACAAAGCUUACAAAUUGAACCUGGAAAAACAAACUGAUGAGAAUAUUAUGAGAAGUAAAGAACAGGCCACCAAACUGCAGGAGCCAGCGAUAUCGUUCAUACAAAUAAAUAAAGACACUGAGGAUCCGAUAAAAACCAUUGAUAAAAUAAAUGGUGUAACUAUCGACGCAGCUCCAACUGUCAUAGUCGAGAUAUCAACAGAGAGCCCUGCCAGUAGAAAAGGAUCCUUGAGAUUUAGAGAUGUUGUUGAUAAAGACAGAGUAUGGGAGACAUUAGAAGAAAAAGAUGAGGUGACAGAGAGUGAAAAUGACACAGAUGUUGAACCUGAAGAAGGCAAUGGUCCAGAUGAAAACCAUAAUCAAGAUAAUGAGGAAACGACCAGCUCUUCAUCAGAUGGUGAAAAGUAUUCGAACUCCUAUCAAGAUCUUUCAGUGAUUGGCCGCAAGGAUCUCAAGGGUCCCCCGACGUUGAACACUCAACUGCCGUACAAGAUAGAAGAAGACGAAUCCAAUGAAAUACUCACAUCAACUGCUUAG